Cydia amplana is the source of this 1551-nucleotide messenger RNA. Its product is annotated as vam6/Vps39-like protein. The transcript is spliced from 8 exons. The record is from RefSeq and is a predicted model, not a curated record. Gene Ontology annotation, biological process: intracellular protein transport; autophagy; endosomal vesicle fusion. Gene Ontology annotation, cellular component: membrane; cytoplasm. NCBI's taxonomy places the organism in Eukaryota, Metazoa, Arthropoda, Insecta, Lepidoptera, Tortricidae. Bases 1 to 1551 code for a protein of 516 amino acids.
AUGUUUCACAGCAAAAUUAAUAAAAGGCGACAGGCUCAAAUGAUAUCUAUCAUGCAAACUUUAAAUGACUGCCCAGAUGAAGAGAGACCUCAAAAAGUACACUCAAUCAAGAUGCUGACCGCCCUAGAGUUAUUUCACACCAAGAAAUAUGACCAGGCCAUGACCAUAUUCAAACAACUAAAUAUAGAGCUCAUUGAGGUUAUCAGAUUGAUUCCCGAACUAGACAAUAAGCCUGGGAAAAAUGGGAAAAUUAAAGAAGACUCGAAGAAGGCAGUGAAAGCUUUAGUUGAGUACUUGAGAAAAUCAUUCCCUCUUUCUCACCAGUUAAAUGACUGCAACGCUUUAACCGACUUACUCCGCCUCAACAACUGCCAACUAGAAGAAGCAGAGACGAUCCUGACAGCUCACGAGAAGUUCACUGAAUUAGUGAUACUGUACCAAACGAAAGGACUGCAUCGGAAAGCCCUGCAACUACUGAAGGAUCAAGCUAAGCACUCAGAUUUUGGACAAAUGGGACAUCGUAUGACGAUCGAAUAUUUGCAACAAUUGGGGGCCGAUAACUUGGAUAUUAUCUUUGAAUUUUCUGACUGCAUCCUAAAAGAUCAUCCUAAAGAGGCUCUAAAAAUAUUCAUUGAAGACAAAGUUGAAGUGAAGAGCCUUCCCCGCCAAAGUAUUCUGGAUUUUCUAAGAAGAAAACACAAGUCCCUAGUUGUGCCUUAUUUGGAACAUAUUAUCCAUACGUGGAAUGAAAGUAAUGCUUUAUUUCAUGAUGAAUUAAUUAAUAAAUAUAGGAAGAGCAUAAUGAAUAAAGAAGCUAACAGUAAAGAAGAGCUUGACUAUAAUAUCAAGUCUAAGCUGCUGGCGUUUCUAGAGACAUCUACUCAUUACACCCCGGAGGGUGUUAUAAGACACUUUCCGACCGAUAGCUUAUUUGAGGAGAGGGCGGCCAUCUUGGAAAAGUUGGGGAGACAUGAGCAGGCGCUCGCCAUUUAUAUACACAUUUUAGGUGACGUCAACCGCGCCAUCCAAUACUGCAAGAAAAACCACAACAGCCACGACGAAGACACCCGCGACAUAUACAUCGUACUCCUACAAUUGCUUAUAAACCAGCACCAGGGCCCGGUCGGGUCUAUGGCCAAAAUACCGAGACACCCGAGAACAGAGGAACCGGAUCUGGAGACGGUGCUUAGUAUACUGGAGAAGCAUGCGGACAAAAUAUGUCCUAUUAAGGCGUUGUCUGUGCUACCCGACUCCGUGCCGCUUCCGAGACUAAAAUAUUACUUGCAGUAUGCUCUGGACAACCAGCUUGCACUUAAACGCAGUACUCAAGUGCUAAAAGGGUUGCUAUAUGCGGAAAAAUUGCAGUCCGACUCGCACUUGGCCGGUUUUUUUCAGAUAGAAGAGUUGAAAGAAUACCACGUAUCAAAGAGUAUCCUGAUCUCCGAGUACAACGUGUGCCGUGUGUGCAAGAAAAAGUUUCGUAACCAAAAUGCGUUCAUGCGAUACCCCAACGGCGCCGUCGUACACUACUCGUGUGGUUUAAACAAGUGA